This is a messenger RNA of Paramecium pentaurelia, 710 nucleotides long. The record is from the annotation of a GenBank genome assembly. Lineage: Eukaryota; Ciliophora; Oligohymenophorea; Peniculida; Parameciidae.
AAUGUCUCGCUACGUCAAUUUAGUAAAAAUUUAGAUCAUUUUUGAAAGUAAGACAAGAGUGUUCCAUGCAAGCCACUUGAAGAGUUUGAUAUUAAAAUAUACAGAGAAAAACUUAAUGAUAUAUAUGGAAAAUCACCACUUGCAUCUUAGUAUACCUAACCUUCAUCUCCUAAAAAGAAUAAUAAAAUUGUGUAUUGAAUAUAUUUUAUAAUAGCAAUCCAAGUUUUGAUUUAUUACAAACUAAAUUAAAGGAUUUUUCAAAUAAAAAAAGUGCAUCACCAUUAAAAUUAAAAGUUGAUUAAGGUUCUCCAAAUAGAGCUUCAGGAAUGCAAUAGUAGUAAUCUAUUAAAAAAAUAAAAGAAUUUCUAAGAUAGGAACCUUAAAUUUUACAUUGCCAUCAAAACAAAUGAGAGUUGGAUCUGUUUAUAACAAUUAAUAGUUUAAUGGUCCAAUAAGUGAAGAUAGAAAAAUAUAUCCAAUUAGAUUUGAGACUGAAGUUUAAGAAAAAUCAUCUUAUACUUAGAAACCGUAAGAAUUAAUUAUAGAUUUUAAGGAUUACAAGUAUGAUACCUCUACAUGAAAUUAUGAACAUGAGAAAUAAAUUAGAAAAUGCCUAAUUAAAUGUUAAUUAAAUAAGUUCUGCUUAUACAAGUGAAAUGGUUAAAUUGGCUUCGGUUAUCAACUCAUAAUUGAAAAAGAAAUAAAAAUGA